GGUUUUUUUCGGCGCACAAUUCAGAAGAACUUGAACCCGACAUAUGCGUGCAAGUACGAGGGCAAGUGCGUCAUAGACAAAGUCACCCGCAACCAGUGCCAAGAAUGUCGCUUCAAGAAAUGCAUCGCUGUUGGCAUGGCAACAGACUUGGUGUUGGAUGACAAUAAGCGUCUGGCCAAGCGGAAGCUUAUCGAAGAGAACCGCCAGCGGCGGCGGCGCGAGGAGCGGCAGAAGACGGUUUGGGAGCGACCCGAGCCCACGCAGGAGGAGUGGGAGCUCAUCCAGGUCGUCACUGAGGCCCAUAUGGCCACAAACGCCCAAGGCAACCAUUGGAAACAGAAGCGCAAAUUCCUGGUGAGAGGUCUCUUCCCUGACGAGCACAUAACAGCGAUAUUUCUUGUGUUUUAGGACGUUUCUUUAUUUUGGAUGGGAUUCUGUUUGUUUUUGGGUUUUUUUUUUUUCACAACCCUAGAUUCCCCUUCCCGCACAAUUCCCAAGCCCUUCCUCACCGCUGUUCCCAAUGU
Molecule: messenger RNA, 524 nt
Organism: Sinocyclocheilus anshuiensis
Lineage: Eukaryota; Metazoa; Chordata; Actinopteri; Cypriniformes; Cyprinidae
Product: thyroid hormone receptor beta-like
Exons: 2
Biological process (GO): retinoic acid receptor signaling pathway; thyroid hormone receptor signaling pathway; negative regulation of transcription by RNA polymerase II
Cellular component (GO): RNA polymerase II transcription regulator complex
Molecular function (GO): nuclear receptor activity; zinc ion binding; RNA polymerase II cis-regulatory region sequence-specific DNA binding
Source: RefSeq, a predicted model, not a curated record